Molecule: messenger RNA, 436 nt
Organism: Mytilinidion resinicola
Lineage: Eukaryota; Fungi; Ascomycota; Dothideomycetes; Mytilinidiales; Mytilinidiaceae
Exons: 1
Coding region: 112-360 (82 amino acids)
Source: RefSeq, a predicted model, not a curated record
UUCGGGAUGGGUCCAUACACUUUCUUCCAUGAAGCCAUGUUGAAGAGUGGGUUUGGUUGCGCGGGUUGUUAGCGAAGGGCAGGGCAUAUCCGUGGAUCGCUCGUGAAUGACAUGGUUUCGUGGUCUGAUAUGAAUUGGGAUGAUUUUGAAGUGAGUUGUGGUGUCAUUGUGGUUUUCGCCUUAAUCAUUAGAGGGAGACUAGGUUCUACCCCACUGCAGAUUACACCAAACCUAGAGGGUGAAAGAAGUAUGCAGGCACGGGGCCGUGAUCGGGCUGACGUGUGGUGGAGACCACGUGACCGAGUCAUGAAACCAGUGACCCGCAGGCAUGAGUUGCGGGCUGAGUGGACUGCCUUGUAGAUGGUUCGGGUAGUGAGCUACUCAAGGACUCAACGCCCCAAUCUUAAAGAGCAUUCCGGUUUCAUCCUCGUGCCCA